UCCAUCUAUUUGCUGGAGCUUAAUUCGCGUUCAGAGCUGUGGUGCUUGUACCCGAUAAUUCAGCUUGCAGGGCUCGGAACAAAGGGAUUUUGGGACAGAGUUCCUGGAAUAGGCUGAUUUCACCCAUCUGCCAAGAUGUCAAAGAGGCCUUCCUUUGCCCCUCCCCCCACCCCUGCCCCCACGACACAAAUGCCCAACACUCCCGGGUUUGUGGGCUACAACCCAUACAGCCACCUGGCCUACAACAACUACAGGCUGGGAGGCAACCCUGGCAGCAACAGUCGGGUAACGAAUUCAUCAGGUAUUGCCAUCCCCAAGCCGCCAAAGCCACCAGACAAGCCUUUGAUGCCAUACAUGCGAUAUAGUAGGAAGGUCUGGGACCAAGUAAAAGCCUCCAAUCCCGAUCUGAAGCUAUGGGAAAUUGGGAAGAUAAUCGGUGGCAUGUGGAGGGACCUCACUGAUGAGGAGAAACAGGAAUAUUUGAAUGACUACGAAGCAGAGAAGAUCGAGUACAACGAGAGCAUGAAGGCGUACCACAACUCUCCGGCGUACCUGGCCUACGUCAACGCCAAGAACCGCGCCGAGGCCGCCCUGGAGGAGGAGAGCCGGCAGCGGCAGUCGCGUCUCGACAAAGGCGAGCCCUACCUCACCAUCCAGCCGGCCGAGGACCCCGACGAUUACGACGACGGCUUUUCCAUGAAGCACUCGGCCGCCGCCCGUUUCCAGCGCAACCACCGGCUGAUCAGCGAGAUCCUGAGCGACAGCGUGGUCCCGGACGUGCGCUCCGUCGUCACCACCGCGCGCAUGCAGGUGCUCAAGCGCCAGGUCCAGUCGCUCAUGGUGCACCAGAGAAAGCUGGAGGCUGAACUGCUGCAGAUUGAAGACCGUCACCAGCUGAAGAAGAGGAAAUUUCUGGAAGCAACCGAGGCAUUCACCAAUGAGCUGAAAAGGCUGUGCUGCAUGAAGGUGGAGGUGGACAUGGAGAAGAUCUCCGCUGAAAUGGCCGCCGCCGAGGAGGCCUCGCGCAAGCGCCUGGCGGAGCGGGAGCGGGAGGUGUCCGAGGAGCCGGAGCAGCCGGCGAGCCCCACCACCUCCUCCUCCUCCUCCUCCGAUAAGACGAAGCCCCCGUGCCCCGGCAAGGCCCCCCCGCUCUCCCAGAGCGACGGCAGCAAGAAAGAAGACGACGAGGAGCCUGCCUCGGACACCAAGCCCGCAGAUACAGCCGAGAAGUCGAAGGCCCCAGAGGAGCCGGAGGCCCCCGCGCCCAGCGAGGAGGCGGCCCAGGAGGACAAGGAGAGCGUGGCCGAGGCCGCCAUGGAGGAGUGCACCAGCGACAGCAACACCGGCUCCGAGACGCCCUGCACCCCCACCGAGGAGACCGCCGCCCUGCACCCCGAGGCCACCUUCGAAGGGUCCUCGGGAGGAGGGCGUCCCGCGCACUGAACAGGCCCUGCACCUCCCCACCCACCUCCGAUCCGUCUUGCCCCCCGAAACUACGGGUGGGGUCCUGCCGAUCCACCGUCCAAUAACCAACCCUCCCUCCCACCCCACCCAGCCAAUCAAAUCUCCUCACAAGAGACUUCAUGCUGGAAAAGGCAUCUCCAAGCUGAGCCGUCACUUGGCCAACCGUCCCAAGUCACUAUUGCACUUCUCUUCACUGAUAUGAGAUGACAAAAAGAACACACAGACACACAAAGAUUACACAUACGCACGCACACACACACACACACACACACACACACACACAAUCUGCAUAUCAGUGUUAACGUUGUUCUGUUGUCUAUUUGUUUUUUAAAUCAUGGACUGGCUCUUUUUUUUGCGCAAAUGACUCCACACAUAUGACCUCUUUUGGCCGUAGUCAAGAGCUCUGCUCUUCAUUAGCUUUUGGUCUGCACAGUGUUGAGUGCUGUUUUUAAUAGGAAUGGCUGAAGUGAUAUUGCAUGGGGUUAUGUCCCAGUUUGACUGGAAUAAUGUUACUCUGUUAUUAGCAUUAUUGUUUGUUUUCUCCUUUUUAAAUGUGUGCAGUUGUGUUUUUGUAGGUCAUUGUUGUGCUGUUGCAGUGUACAGCUAUUGUAUUGCACACGCAGAGUAACAGCUACCCCCCCCCCCCCCCCACACACACACAGUGUUAGUGUUAUUUUCAUGCUGUGUUCACAUGUGGGACGUAUGGUGUUAUUACUGUGGCUGUCGUCACAGUAACAGCUGUGGUGAUUAUCACCUGUUGACCUGUCACUUCUUGGAAAGCAGGUUGGGUUGGUGUGGUGGGUAGGCCUACAGUGUUCAGUAAACGGUCACAUUAUAUGCACGCAAAUGCGACUGAGCCUCAAGAGACAAAGACAAGAUGGUGGCAGGGUAGUGAGAGAGCACUGAGGCUUCCUGCUGCAAGGCUUUUGCAAAACAUGAAGACAAACAACAUCAAAGGAUAUACGUGCUUAUUCGGUGGCCUUGCCCGACAAGGGAUUUUGCUUAUUGAAUUCAGCUGAGACACUUCCGCGCUUACUCCUUUCUUGUUUUAACCCCCCACCCCCCAUUCUUUCUUGUUUUCUUUUUUUCCCCCUUCUGUUUUGCAAAAAGCAGAAAGAAACAAGGGGAGAGUUUAUAAUGGCCCUUAAUCUUGGAAUGUGUUGUUGUAUUAUGCUCUUUGUAUCAGUAUUAUGUGUUGCUGUUGUCUCAGGAGUUUGUACUUAGUCUCGGUGUGUUAUUUAUGAUUGCUUUAGCUACACUAGGUUCAGGUUGCUUCCCCCGCAGUAGAUUUUAGUGUCCGUGCUAGUUGUGUAGGUGCCGUGUCGUGCCGUAGCGAUGUGCUAGGAGGAGCUAGCUCAGUGCUGUGGAUGGUGCUAGCUCAGGCGAUCUCAAUCAAGCUUUCUGGCGUCUCUCCCACCCCCUUGACCUGACCCUGCCCAAAGGCACUCACAAGCGAGGUAGCAUUCAUCAGUAGCAUUCACGAUUAGCAGCUAGCAGAUGGGAUGGGGUUCGAUCUGAUGACUUACGAGCAGGGUUGAGUACCGCCUGGGCCAAGCCGGGCCCCGUUGCGUUCUUUAGCAAUGAGUGCAGCACGCUGAGGUACAGAUAGCCUAGUUAGCUGCAAUGCUACAAAUUGUUUUGUGCGCGUUGGUGUGCUUAACAUGUGUGUUGGGUCUCAGCAUUGAAGUCAGGUGACAUUGUUGUCAGUGGUUUUUAUGCGUAUCUUGGCGUUGCUCUGCUAAGCUGCUAUCAGGUGACGCACAGUUACACAAAACAGUGUUAAAAUGCUGUGCUUGUGUUCAGCGCUAAUGCGAAAUCGUGUGUAGUAGCUAGCUGUUAAGGUCAUGCUUAGUGGUGUUUAGCCUUCUUCAGCGUUAGCAGUGUAGCAACAUCUCUUAGCAUCACUCUAAACUAGCCUGGUUAGCUACUUUUAGUGUUAGCCUGUCCUGAGCGGUUCUUUUAAAAGAUUUAUCAUGAUCACAAGAAGUUCAUCCUAUCAGCCUGGUUACACAGGAUCAUCUCAUGACAAAGCCAUUUGGAAAGCUGUGUGAAUAAUGGAUUUUGCAACAUGAUUUCCUUUUUCAUAUUUAUACUGUGCCAAUAAACUUUUGUACACCGAAAAUAAAUAAAUGAUAAUAAAAAAAAAAAAACAUUGUA
Sardina pilchardus (European sardine) is the source of this 3621-nucleotide messenger RNA. RefSeq names its product SWI/SNF-related matrix-associated actin-dependent regulator of chromatin subfamily E member 1-like. Gene Ontology annotation, biological process: negative regulation of DNA-templated transcription. Lineage: Eukaryota; Metazoa; Chordata; Actinopteri; Clupeiformes; Clupeidae. Gene Ontology annotation, cellular component: SWI/SNF complex. The record is from RefSeq and is a predicted model, not a curated record. The transcript is spliced from 11 exons. Gene Ontology annotation, molecular function: nucleosomal DNA binding; nuclear receptor binding. Bases 136 to 1443 code for a protein of 435 amino acids.